AUGCUCAUGGACUUCCAGGACUCCUGGCGGAUUCAAACACGACGGGCUUGCACAGGCACCCUAGUGACCUACUACUACUACUACUACUACUACUACUACUACUACUACUACUACUACUACUACUACUACUACUACUACUACUACUACUACUACUACUACUACUACCACCACUACCAAAACCUCUCACUCGUGGAAGAGGCAACCUUGGAGCAAUCUGUUACGUGA
Penicillium diatomitis is the source of this 225-nucleotide messenger RNA. RefSeq lists its product as uncharacterized. Lineage: Eukaryota; Fungi; Ascomycota; Eurotiomycetes; Eurotiales; Aspergillaceae. The record is from RefSeq and is a predicted model, not a curated record. The coding region runs from base 1 to 225 and encodes 74 amino acids. The transcript is spliced from 2 exons.